UGUACUGGCAGCCUAAAAAAGUGAAGUUUUCGUAGUGGCAUUAGUGGCAUGUUAGGGCCCAGGGGCAACCAUUUCUUUCCUCCAUGGGGGCUAGGGCAACGAUGAACGAUAAAUUUUCUCCCUACAGAGAUAGCUAUGACACACCUGACUUCGUAUUUGAUUACACCUCAGCGUUUGAUUAUUCUUCUAUUCACCACAUGACGGCACUGAAGAAACCCGAGAAAUACAUGACAAUAUUUAACUACAACAAACGCCAGGUUGUUGUAGACUUGUCAGAUUGCGAGCCAGAACCGUGGCAGUCGACUAUUAUUAGAACGAUCGUGACGUUCUUCUGCUAUCUCUUCCUCGUUUUCACAUUUCCCGUGACGUGCUGGGUCUGCAUAAAGAGAGUGCCGUCCCUGGAAAGGAUCGCCGUCUUUCGCCUGGGGAAACUGCAGCCAGUUCAGGGUCCAGGCCUUGUGUUGGUGUUCCCGGUCAUUGACUCUUACAUGAAAGUUGACCUGAAGCCCAAGGUCUUUGAGGUGCCCGCACGUGAGGUUUUGACUGGUGAUGGAGCCAUUAUCGAGGUGGGAGCCGAGUUGCAUUGGCAGGUGGUUCACAGUGUCCGUUACGUCACGCGGGUGAAAGAGGUUGAUGCUACAGUGGGAGCACUCUGCCAGCAAUGCUUGGCAUCUCUGUUGGGCUGCAGCGACCAGGAUGACUUAGACCGGCGUCGUGAGGCCAUUGAGGCCACACUUCUGACCAAGCUGAAUGAAACAAUCCUUCCAUGGGGUCUGGAGGUCAUCAAGGUCACUCUGAAAGUGGCUCGUGUGGUGAAAACAGCUGAACCAAAUAACCCACUGACUCCUGUUAUGUCUGCCAUAAAGAGUGCACUUGGUUUUCCCUCGGAACAUUCCAAAACCCAAACAUCAGUGCCACCUGGUCCUGGAGGCCUACAUGCUGUGCCAGCAAGCCCAAGUGAGCCCCAGUUUGAGCAGCUGGUGCAGGUACUACACCAGCUGGCCUUGUUCGCUGCCCAGCAAAAUGAGUUCCAGGGUGUGUGUGCUACGUACACGCUCCAGAUCCUUGCUGGCACCAAGGAUGGCAUCACAGUUCACGUUUGCUUCGACCAAGGUAGUGUGGAGCUGGUUCGUGGCAGCGAUUUGGGCGACAGAAGGAAUGCUGAUGUGACACUGCGCCUCUCUGCUGAUGAUCUGACCUUGAUCUUAUGCGGGAAGGAGUCUCCCAUGCAGGUGUACAUGGGUGGCCGCAUUCAAGUCCAAGGCGAUUGGUCCUGCCUGCGUCGUUUCAUGGGCGUAAUUGACAAAUGCUCUACCGGCUAGAAGUUGCUUUUUUUUUUCUUUCAGGUCAAACCAUUCACUUCACACAUUGCAGCUUUUGCAAUCUAAUAUUUAGCAGCAAUGUGAGCUGUACACUUUAGGGUAUCAGCAUGCUUAUGCUGUGCAUGCCGAUUUGCUGUACGGUGUGUUACAAGCAUGUAAUAGCACUGCUAAACUAUGAGAACAGAAUAUUGUGAAGUAAUUCUUUCAUCCUUGGUUUCUGUGAAGAAACUGAUCUGAUGGUAGUGUAAUGUAGAGGAGUAGAGCUUGUUUCAACAAUGUCUAAGUCACAAUGUUGUAGUCAUUGGUGUACUUGCCAGCACAUGUUACAUACCUAUGCAGCACAGCUUCUUUUUAUGUAGUGGACUCCCUUUAAAACAAUCGCUUAAGGAACACUGAAUAUUCAUUUGUCUUAUCAGACAUGCAUCUGAACAGUAGAGCACCAAGUUUAUGCUACACACAACAAGGUGCCUAAAUAUUCUUAGAGAAUUGGUCUAAACAGAAGUCGUCUUAAAAGGAAUUUACUGUAUUAUAAACUGAUAGCGCUGCACUUGACAGAAAAUUGGUGUCAUUUUGUACUUCCCUUCAAAACCCGUGAUUUGUGGAGAUUUAUUACAAUUAAAAAAAAUCAAAAGCUCUUUAUCAGUCAAAAUCUUUUUCAUUUUGCUAAAAACUUGUAGCGUGAGCAUAUUUAAGCAGAUCAGUGGUGUCAUGCUCAGACAUGCAUUGCGUGCUAGCCAUCUUGGUGGUUUUAUUUUGUGUCAUGAUUUCUGAAAUUUAGAUAAAAUGUGAUCUGAAAUACUAGCAAUAUUUGUAGUGAUAUGCACAUUCCAUUCUUAGUUGUGUGAGCACAUACCCAAAGUUCACUCUCACUCUAUCAGUGCUCUCAUAUACCUAGUCACUGCAUUGAACAUUGUUGGAAAUGUUGAUCUCAAGGAGAAUAUGCUUCUCAUUUUAAGUUGUGCACAUCUUAAUAUCAGUGUUUUUUGUUUUCUGUUUUUUUCUGUGGAAGUUUGUUAUAAAGCUUUACAGUGCUUACAUUGUGAAGAUGUGGGCACUUUCAGGUUUAACACCUCAUUCUUCGUCCAUAUUUUAGCAUCUUCCAUCAAGGACAUUUAAAAUGUAUCUUCUUGUGUGACCAUGUUGGAUCGCAAGUACUGUGUUGCCUGAGAGCCACUGCCAUCAUACAAAAAGUUAUUUCUGGCUUGUGAUAGAGCAUGGUCAGAACUGUGUGCAAACGAUUCAUUUUCAUAUUUAUUUAUUUUUUCUUUAUUUCUUAAAUGUGUAUACCCUUGCUUUAUACAGUAUAGACCACUUAUAACGUAACCGCUUAUAGUGCAGGACCGGAUAUAGUACGGUCUUUUAAGACUCCCGUUAAUUUUCCCAUAGCACUCCAUGUAUACGCAUACUGCUUACAGUGCAGCCGCGUGAGACGAAAUACCAGUUAUAAUACGGCUUCCGUGGGAAAAUCCUGCUGACAAGGGCAGUAGCAAGCACGCUUCUCAACGAGGUGCGCCCACCGAUGGGAGAGGAGAUCAACGAGUGCGAUGCGGAGGAGCAGCAUGAGUCCAAGGGCGAUAAAAUCGUCGCCGCACGCCGUAUGUGCGAGUGAAAGCGCGCGGGAGACACGCGCCUUCAUGGAGAGCGAACACACAGCCGAGAUACAGGCCUAUUCUAGCCACUGUAGCGGAGAGCAAACGCGACUGCCAUCGCGCGAAAG
Molecule: messenger RNA, 3039 nt
Organism: Dermacentor silvarum
Lineage: Eukaryota; Metazoa; Arthropoda; Arachnida; Ixodida; Ixodidae
Product: stomatin-like protein 1
Exons: 9
Coding region: 84-1322 (412 amino acids)
Cellular component (GO): plasma membrane
Source: RefSeq, a predicted model, not a curated record